This is a messenger RNA of Hypomesus transpacificus, 4274 nucleotides long. It is a transcript of the gene angpt2a, whose product is annotated as angiopoietin 2a. Gene Ontology annotation, molecular function: receptor tyrosine kinase binding. Lineage: Eukaryota; Metazoa; Chordata; Actinopteri; Osmeriformes; Osmeridae. The record is from RefSeq and is a predicted model, not a curated record. The transcript has 9 exons. Gene Ontology annotation, biological process: Tie signaling pathway. The coding region runs from base 1362 to 2846 and encodes 494 amino acids.
AGCCCUACUGGGAACCCGAGACAGGAUGCAGGGAACGCAGUAAUGACCCGAGAAACACCCUCUCAUAUCAAGGGUGGGAAAUAUGAGAGAUGGAAUACUUUGGCGACAGACAGGCAGACCCCAUUCAAAGCCAACAGCACAAACCAUUUUUAAUGGUUUGACAAACUGCCCCUGUUCAGUAACCUAAUCAAUAUUUAAUCUUCAAUGGCAUCUCAGAUAUUUAAGAAGGGAUGUCUCUCUGUAAUUCAAGGCUUUUUCAUUUAUUUAUUUUUUAAAUAACUAUCAUCUAGAGAUGAUAAACCACCCCAGCUUUUUUUCCCACAUGCAAAAACCCCUGAAACAAAAGCAAAGCUGCAUCCUCUCUGGGUCUCUGGUCAGCAGUAGCCAAAAGAAGUCUAUUUUUAAGUUUCAUUAAUGGAGAUUUAGAGUCUUAUCAAGAUGGCAUGAAGUGGGAAGGAUAAGCUUUAUUAAUAUCCUACAGAAUUACAGCCAGAUACUCUUCCAGCAUUGUGUAAACACACUGAAUCCCUCCCCAGCUUCUGUAACAAGGUUCAGAUUCAGCUAGAGAUGAAGACAAGUGACAGGAAAUGGGGACAUCUUAUGCGUCUUCAGAAGAGAAGAGAAAAGAAAGUAGUUCUGAAUGGGUUGAGUGAAAUUUUAGGGAAACCUUCUCUCUAAACAUAACGUAAACACAUGCUUGAUUGCUCAUUAGGAGAGAGGCUGGUUUAGGGGAGUGGAGACAGAUAGGUUGGGGAUGCACAUUGCUGUGGCUGACUAUGUUUUUGAAGCAGGCAGCUGCUUCCUUAGUUUUGUAAGAAAACACAACUCAAUCUUUUUUUAUAUCUUCAAGAAAUUGUUUUCGCUCUGUCUUGAUCAGUAUAUAUCUUUCUAGCUGUCUCUCUAUUCCUCUUCCACUCUCCUUUCGCUCUCUCUUAGGCAUAAAUAACCCACAUUGGGAUGUGUUUGAUUAGUGCAUCUGUUCCUGAGUGUGAGAGGGUCUAAGGGGAAAGUCUGCGUUAAGCUGCUCCCAGCAUUGACUCAGACUCUUCUCAGAGUCCGGCCAAAAGCAGGGCAAUGGGAGGGGCCUGGUCUACAAUUCCAAAGCCAGCUAAUCAGAGGUCCAACUGCUUUUUCACUGAGAGAAUGAUGGCUUGGUAAAGAGGGAAUGCACACAGUCUGGGACCAGUAACCUGUAGGACCGACACGCCAUUGCUAGCUGCUGACUAUCUUCUCCUCCUGUCUGGGUGAUAUAUAAAACUUUCAAAGGAGUGUGUUUAUGCUUGAAUGUGUCACAGAUAGAACUGAAAGAGCCGGACAAAUAUCUGUUCUUUCAUUUUCAACUGUUACAAAAACCUUGAAACAUGAAGAUGAUUGUUGGCUUACUGGUUUUAAGUGGCUGUCUUGCCCAGGGGAUAGGGUACAAGAAGACCUCAGACACAACCGGUAAGAGACAGUACCAGAUCCAGAACGGUCCAUGUAGCUACACCUUCCUACUGCCCGAGCAAGAAAACUGCCUGACCUCCAGUAGCACCUAUUCCAAUCUGGUCCAGAAGGAUGACCCAGCAGAGUAUGACGAGUCUGUUCACAGGCUAGAACAACUGGAGAGCAUUAUGGAGAACAAUACACAGUGGCUUCUCAAGUUGGAGAAUUACAUUCAAGAGAGCAUGAGACAGGAGAUGGUCCAGAUCCAUCAGAACGUCGUUCACAACCACACAGCUACCAUGAUCGAGAUAGGAUCCAACCUGCUGAGCCAAACUGCUGAGCAAACACGCAAACUUACCAACGUGGAGGCACAGGUAAUAAAUCACACAACCCGACUAGAGCGACAACUUCUUGAAAACUCUUUGUCUACUAACAAGCUGGAAAAACAACAAAUUGUCCAAACCAAUGAAAUAAGCAAGCUUAAUGAAAAAAACUGCUUUCUGGAGAAGCGCGUGGGCGAGAUGGAGGAGCAGAGACAGGUGGAGCUAAAGACCCUGCGCGAUGAAAAGGAACAGCUCCAGAUGCUGAUCCAGAGACAGACAUCCAUCAUCGAGGACCUUGAGCAGCAGCUCCUCCGCGCCUCCUCCAACAACUCCGCCCUGCAGCGGCAGCAACAGGAACUGCUGGAGACGGUCAACAACCUCAUCAACACCAUCUCUGUCCCCACUGGUGGAGUGAGCAAGCCCACGAUGAUGCAGGAUACACCCUCGAUGUACAUGGACUGUGCAGCUAUCUACAAAUCAGGGAAUACUGAAAGUGGAGUCUACUCCUUGACCCUUCCCAACACCACACAGGAGAUCAAGGCUUUCUGUGACAUGGAGACAGAGGGGGGUGGAUGGACGGUUCUACAAAGACGAUUUGACGGUCGUGUUGACUUUCAUCGUACGUGGAAAGAGUACAAAAUGGGAUUUGGAGAGCGUUCAGAGGAAUACUGGCUCGGGAAUGAGUUUGUUUCAAAACUGACAAAUCACCAACAAUACACCUUAAGAAUACAGCUCAAAGACUGGGAGGAAAACUCAGCAUUCUCACAAUACGACCAGUUUUCUCUUGGAAGUGAGACGCAAAACUACAGGAUACACCUUAAAGGCUACGAGGGAACAGCAGGCAAAGUUAGCAGCCUUGGUCAGCCAGGAAGUGAUUUCAGCACAAAGGAUGCAGACAAUGACAAAUGCGUUUGUAAAUGCUCACAACUGACCACGGGAGGUUGGUGGUUUGAUGCCUGCGGACCAUCCAAUUUGAAUGGAAUAUAUUUCCAACAGGGCCAGAACUCCAAUCGCUUCAAUGGAAUCAAAUGGUACUACUGGAAAGGCUCAGGUUACUCACUGAAGUCCACUACUAUGAUGAUACGACCUGUAGACUUCUGAGACUGUCUUCUAAAACCAUGAUUUGCAGAGUUCUGUUGUAGAACUCUUCUCUACACAGACAUAGCAUGUAUUCCCCAAUGUCGACUACAUUGAGAGAAAAGCACUGACACUGUCAAUGGAAAAACAAAACAAGAUGGAUCAAAGCACUCCAUGACAGCAACUUUUCGCACAAGUUCUCUAUUUGGAAUGAAACCAAUCAGUUGUUUUCAUCCUCCCAGUCAGUCCUCUGCUCAAAUGUUUACUGAGUUUGUUCCACAUAAAUGGUCGAGGGGGAAAAGGACUGCACCACCAACCAAGACAAACAGGUCAAAGGUUGUCAAAGGACUUGACCAGUUGUAAACAGGGUCAUUCCAUCUGUUGAAAACUGGAACUGUGGUAGAGAUAGAUCCGUUUAUCUCCUUCAAAUGAAGAUGGAUGAACACAUGAACAAAUAUGGAAAAUAUUUGUGUGCAGCACAUUGUGAGGUUGACCAAGUCAAUCUUGUAAUAAUGAUAUUUCAUAUCUCAGUUUCCUUCAGUAUAAGAAAACCAACUAUGGUACAACAGGCAAUAUUUCAAUAUAUAUAAAUAUAUAUAUCCUUGGUUCCACUGAAAUCUACUCAUCUUAGUUAACAAAUUAUGUAUGUACUUAUGUAAUUUAAUUUAAAUGUAUAAAGGGUUCAUGACUGUGGUGAAUAUUUACACUAAGGGAUGCAAUUGCCAACAUGUACAUUAUGAUGAUUCUACUGACUGAUACUUGCUGUUCAAAUAUUAAGACAUUCUUUGACAUCUCUUGAAACUGGCUUGAAAUAUGUUCAUCUUUGUUUUGAUUGAAAUAUCUUCGAGAUCUUACCCCAUGAUAUUCUUUUAAAGGAAAUCUGUACAGUUGAAUAACAUUUUACUAGGGAGUCAUAAAAACAAUUAAUUACUACUGCUAAUUUAAAGGUCCCAUAGCAUGCUGUUUUUGGAUGCUUUUAUAUAGGCCUUAGUGGUCCCCUAAUACUGUAUCUGAAGUGUCUUUCCCAUAAUUCAGCCUUGGUGCAGAAUUAGAGCUACUACGAUGACAAUGAGAUUACUAUGACAAUGAGAUUUCCUUAGGACAUUCCAUUUCUGUGUCUUUAGCUUUAAAUGCUAUGAGGAGGAGAGAGGCGGGGCUAGCUGUCAUGCUUCGGUCGUUUGCAAGCCAUAUCUCUCGAAGAAAAAACAAUAUCGCGCUCGCAGGGUCGAAGCUCAUUUUCCCAUUGGUGGGCCAAAUUCUCUGUGCGGGCAAAGCACAGAAAGGCAGGGUUUCCAGAGGCACUUUUCAGCGGCCGCCUAAGCAACAAACGCCUGCCGCCUUAACAACGUAGUUAAAAAUAAUUGCACAAACUAGCCCCCCCCCGCAUUAGUCUAUCGCACAAACUAGCUUGAGCUUUCAUUUUCUCAAAGGCGUAGAAGAACACCCAGGGCU